CCUUAACGUUUUCUUCUUUUCGUGUUGCUAUGCUAUCAAGAAUGUACCAAUUUGGCCCACACACAAUCACUGAAUCCCAAGUGUUCUUCAAAUCCAAAUAUAGUCUUGGCUUAGUGAAUUUGAAGCCCAUUACACCUGGCCAUGUGCUUGUAAUAUCCCGUCGAGUUGUACCUCGGCUUAGAGAUCUGAAUACAGAAGAGGCAACGGAUAUGAUGCUAAGCGCACAAAAGAUUGGCAACGUAGUCGAAAAGCAAUACCAGUGUACUUCACUUACAAAUGUCAUUCAGGACGGUCCUCAAGCUGGCCAAACGGUCCCACAUGUGCAUAUGCAUGUAAUACCGCGUAAAGUGGGUGACUGGGCGAACAAUGAUGAUAUUUAUGAUGAGCUUGCAGAAAAAAACAAAAUCCGGGUCGAUAACGAAGAGCGUAUGCCGCGUAGUGAGCAGGAAAUGAAACAAGAGGCCGACAUGCUUCGCCCAUUCUUUGAGGACAACAAUACUUAACAGAUUAAAGAUAAUUCUAUAUAUGCGGUUUUGACUUAUUGAGAUUCUCUUUUAACAAACGUGGAUGAUGAUGAGGUAGGCAAUGACGGUUGUGUUGUUGCUGUAUUGGAUGCUAAUGGUGGAUGAGAUAUCUCUUGAGAUUGGGGCGGCCGUGUCGGGUUU
Messenger RNA from Zychaea mexicana, 665 nucleotides. RefSeq names its product HIT-like domain-containing protein. Gene Ontology annotation, molecular function: catalytic activity. The transcript is spliced from 5 exons. The coding region runs from base 30 to 503 and encodes 157 amino acids. The record is from RefSeq and is a predicted model, not a curated record. NCBI's taxonomy places the organism in Eukaryota, Fungi, Mucoromycota, Mucoromycetes, Mucorales, Lichtheimiaceae.